UUGCGCAUCAACAACGCAAAUCCUGAACAGCAGUAGCAGAGCCUCGCGAGGAGGCAAUCGCCUUGUCCCCGAGAGCAGCAGCCGAAGGACUUGCAAACAUGCCCGACACGGUGCUCAACGGCCGGGUCUCGCAAGAAGCAAGUGGAGCUGCUAGCAACACGAAGAGCGAUGCAACCACCUCCGGAUUGGAACAUCCAGGAGAACCAAGAGGUGCGUCUCGCGUGCUGGGUAGAGAUCCCGAGCCCACUGAGAUCGGUACACCGGGGGAAGAGCCCAGGAGCCAGGCAUCAGAGAGCAAAGCGGUGGCGAGUGUGGUCACGCAGCAAGCUGAAGAGGGACAUGCGAAGGGUGACUCGAGCAGCUGCUACGAUGCCGCUCCGAGCCAGGGCAAGCAAAAGCGGACUCUGUGGCGCCGUGGAAAUUCUGCGGUGAGGGACACCUCUUCGGACUCGGACGAUGCAGCUCAACGGCAAACCAAGGAGCUGUAUCCUUACACGCUCACCCUCAAGCUGCGCUCCGUCGACCCGGCCAAAGAUGCCGCAACAUUGCCCCGUUCCAAGCUGCCCUCUCAUCACGUGCCUACACUCGUCUCUCGAGCUGCGCUUGCAUCGGAUCAAGUUCUCAAGAGAGCGGCUAGAAGCAUUCAUCCUUUGAAAGCAGAUGCGGAUGAAAAGGCUGCUCUGCCAGCUGCAUGGGAUGCCGUUUCGGAAAGAACUAGAGAUCGAAAGACUUCCAAACGCAUCACUCGCGUGGUGCGCUCAGCUGUUGGCAAAGUGGCUCCCUCCACAACGGCUCCGGAUGCCGGCACUGUGGAUCUGGUCAAUGCCAAUUCCGGAGCUCUAGCAUCGCUCACUUUUGAGAACCCAUGGGACAGCUUUAGGAAGCCCAGCGUUGCCGAUGCGCUCAAUGGAGGGCUCAAGUGGGGUCUGCCAAGAGGUUAUGAACAGGGUGGAGGUCGCUCAAGGUACAGAGGCGGAGGUAGGAGGCGCAAAGGUCCAGGAGCGGAGAGCGCAAAUGAUGUUGGGCCCAACAUCGAGGUGAUAAAACCUGAUUGGGGCGAGAGACGAGUUGAGGACGAGGAGACAGAUCUGCAGGUCCAGGCUCGCAUCACUUGGUUGGGUCACGCUAGCAUAUUGGUGCAGCUGCCGCAGGUGCCCCGGCCACGCGCUGAGGAGCAAGAGGAAGCUGUAAGCGGAGCGAUUGACGAUGCUUCCGACGAAGAGAAGAUCCGCGCAACUCGUCGGCCUUUCAAUAUUCUCAUCGAUCCUGUAUUCAGCGAGCGCUGCUCGCCGUCGCAAGUCGCCGGUCCCAUUCGCCAUACACCGACGCCAUGCGGAGCGUCGGAUCUCCCUCCCAUCGAUGUUAUUCUCAUCAGUCACUCGCACUAUGAUCAUCUUGAUCUAGGCAGCAUACAGGAGCUUCUCAAGACUCGCGGUAAAGCUUUACAUGUCCUCGUUCCUCUCGGCAACAAGGCUUGGUUCGAGGCCAAUGGGUUCAAGAAGGAACAAGUCAGCGAACUCGAUUGGUGGGAUGAGGCUUGGUUUUCGAUCUCGAAAGAGGGUAAUGCAGGUUACAGGAUUAUUUGCACACCAGCACAGCAUGGUAGUGGACGAGGACCUGGCGACAAGGACUCCACGCUUUGGUCCAGCUGGCUCAUCGAGCGCGUACUUCCAAAGGAGCCAACCACCACGACCGCUCCAACAGGCGUCCUGAACAAGGUUACGACGACAAUCAACACGGCUUUCACCGCCGCGAACAACGUUGUCGCUGGCCGCCAAAUUGCCAAAGGCGUUUCAGAGUCCACUGAAAAAGCAGCCGAUGAAGUCACGACGAGCCCCAAAGUCUCAACACUACCUAUCGUGUCCACGUUUGAUGAUCUAGAAGUGGAAGCCAAGCGGAGGUACAGGAUAUACUUUGCGGGUGAUACUGGCUUGCGAGCCCACAACGAGAGUCGAAAACCAAGAGAACGAUACCCGGCUUGCCCAGCAUUCAGAGACAUUUCCCUGCGGUACGGUGUGCCGCACGUUCUGCUGCUGCCUAUCAGCGUUGGCUCUUCUUUGUCGUACUUUAGAUCGUGGGACCCUCUGCCUAGACGCUACUCGCCAUUCCCUCGCGUCGAGUCUCCCUUGACCAGCGCGAUACACAUGGAUGCUUUUGAUGCCGUCGACUGUGCUAGGAUCAUGGCUUUGCGAAUCAGAGCUGGACAAGAAGCUUCCAAGAGCGCGUCGCGAGAAGACGACGAGGAGGUGUCGAGGAGAGAAGAUAGAGCUCGCGCUUUGGGUCCAAAGAAUGGCGUUACUUGUUUGGCAGUGCAUUAUGGCACGUUCGUACGCAAUUCGUCGCAGACUAUGGACGAUCUUCGAGACCUGGCUCAAGCGUGUGCCAAGGCAGCAUCCAACGGCUCGGCAAGCUCCAUCACACAUCCACACCGACCUCAUCUGCAUAGACACAACCUUUCUACCGCAACGGCUGCCACUGGACGAACAAACGGCACAGCACAGGGGGACCUCGCGCGCACAAAAAGCAGCAGCGCCAACGUGCUCAUCGACCCGACCAACAUCGUCGACAUGCGCUUCAUCCGCACUCGAGAAGGAGCUUUCGAGAGAUCAAAGGGGAAGGAGGAAGAUAUUUUCCUCGUCUCUCAUCAGGGAGAGACUGUAUGGUUCCCGAUUUCGACUUAGAUUGCCGCAUCUGGCACGUCGAAGAGCAUAUAGUACAAUCUCGCAUUGUCCACUCGCAGAAAGCUGAUCGAGGGCAUAUAGGCUCAGCUGUAGAUACCACGCUAGUCACGUCACUGAGCAAUAGCAUUCUUCCAGAGGAUAAGAAUGGACUGGGCGUUGACAAAG
This is a messenger RNA of Ceraceosorus guamensis, 2846 nucleotides long. RefSeq names its product Metallo-hydrolase/oxidoreductase. Gene Ontology annotation, cellular component: membrane-bounded organelle; cytoplasm. The transcript has 4 exons. Bases 99 to 2681 code for a protein of 860 amino acids. Gene Ontology annotation, molecular function: N-acylphosphatidylethanolamine-specific phospholipase D activity. Gene Ontology annotation, biological process: N-acylethanolamine metabolic process; N-acylphosphatidylethanolamine metabolic process. The record is from RefSeq and is a predicted model, not a curated record. NCBI's taxonomy places the organism in Eukaryota, Fungi, Basidiomycota, Exobasidiomycetes, Ceraceosorales, Ceraceosoraceae.